AUGACAACCCCCGCCCCCAAUGGCGACGAGUCGGGCGUAGCGUCCACAGACGAGACGCCCCUCGCGCUGCUGUUUGAGCAGCAGCGACUGCAAGACGCAAUGGAAGCGAUGCAAACGUGGGACGCGGGCAAAGUGCAGACGGAGAUCGCGCUGGCCUUCGCCUCGGUGGCCCACGCGCCGUCGGCGUUCCUCCAGUGUCUCCAGCUGUACAGGGAGCUCCCUGAUAAGCACGUGGCGUCCGUCUCGCACUGGAUUUCAGCUGCCGUCGCGUGUCUCCAAGCUCCUAAUAGCAGCAAUAAGAGUGCGGGAACCUCACGGAUCUCACUGAGCGACAGGCAAGUUGCUGCGUUGAUGCUGCCAGCGCUCCAGCGCUCACGCGUGCCGUUCGUGGCCGACUUUGCACUCGCUUUUCAAGUGGAUACCGAAGCGCUGGCUGCUUUCUGCUCCCAGCUGCUGCUACCAAAAAGUGUGGGGACGGCUGUCCGCUUUAUGGAGUGCCUCAAGAUGAAGGAUCUCGUGUCGGCGGACGUGGUGCUGCAUCAGGUGGUCAAGCAGCAGGACUUUCGGACGGGCGACGUGUUUGUCAAAGGCUGUCGAGAGAAACAAGAGCACUUUGUGCAAUUGCUCAUUGAUGCCAACGUGCAUGAUAAAGUGAUCAAGAAACGCCUCUCGCUGUUCAAGCUGCCGGUGAGUGCUUUUCCAGCAUACUUUGAACGGCGACAGACAGCGACACUGAGGUUUCUAAUGCACUCGAAAGAGUACGAGCAAGCGCUGCAGUUUGUCGAGAACUUGGACUGGCUGAAGUUAUACGCCUGCAAAAUGAUCAUGCGUCACGUUGGACCGGAAGACCCAGCUACCAAGCAGUUCAUUUUCCGCACAGGAUUCGCCGACCAGUUUCCCGAAGUCGACACAAGUGCCGAGGAGGGCAUGCAGUUUAAGAAUCAUGACGAGCCGACUCCACUUGACUCGUGUCUGUCGCUCGCUGACACCAUUGGUGAAGCCAAUAUUGUUUUUGUAGAUACCCCGCUCGCGCUGCAGGCAUGUACUGAUUAUCUCCUUAUGCAGCCAGCUAUUGGAUUUGAUUCAGAGUGGAAAGCGGUGCAUGUUUCGACUGGCCCGCACGAUAGCGCUGCAAAGUGUGCGCUCCUGCAGCUAGCUUCCCGUGAAAAGGCGUUUGUCGUGGACGUGGUGGCGCUGUUCGAUCACGGACAUAUCUUAGCCCCGCUCUUUCGGUCGGAAUCGGUGCUCAAGAUCGGGUUUGAUACACGAGGCGAUGUGAAGGCACUACGUCCUUUUUUGACGGGAGGGUACGUGGCUGACAACAUCAUGUCGAUGCUCGUGGAUUUACAAACGGUCACGCGAAAGCUGCCAAUCCUCCAGUGUGGCGAUGACUCAGAAGCCAUAUCGGCGGCCGACGAUAAUAACGACACGUCCAGUAAAGAAGAAGUGCCAGCAGCUCAAAACACCGACAGCGAAGUGUCGGGAGCCAAGUCGAAACAAAGAAAGUGGCAGAAAAAGCGAAGCAAAACUGGCGAAAACGAUACCGUUGUCAAACCUUCCCGCCUGGGCCUGGCAGCCGUCGCCAAAAGCUAUCUGGGUUUCUCCUUGGACAAGCGCGUGCGUAUGUCCAAUUGGGAACGCCGCCCACUCACGCAAGCUCAGCUGCAUUACGCUGCGUUGGAUGCGCACGUGCUGGUUCAGAUCUACUUCAAGAUGGGGGAGAAGCAUCCGGCUGACACGUUGGAGGCAGUCUUGAAACGCUGCACGCAAAAGCAUGUCAAGUAG
This is a messenger RNA of Peronospora matthiolae, 1785 nucleotides long. The record is from the annotation of a GenBank genome assembly. NCBI's taxonomy places the organism in Eukaryota, Oomycota, Peronosporomycetes, Peronosporales, Peronosporaceae.